CGCGAAGUGGAUCAGUCUCGCCUAAAUUAAGAGCAUUUCGCAUUCACUCACAUAUCAAGCUGACAGCGAUUCACUCCAACAAGACCGGGAGUUCCUUGAUUUUAAAAAUUGCUUGAGAAAAAUACUAGUUCGAGAUAUAAAGAUGGAUACGGAGUGCGAAUGCCAGCGAGUAGCAACACAAACAACACCGGCUCGACGAAUUCCGACAUUAGACGUUGAUUUGCGUGUUCGCCGAUUUCAUCGGGAUGAUACGCGGCGAAUUCACAAUCUUUUCUUGGAAGAAACGAGGUGUUUGGUAUGGCCGAUGUUUGCGCAAGCCAUUCGAAGUCCUCCAGCAGUUAUUUUGCAUCUUUUGUUCAUGGCUGUUGGGGCAAUGCUAGCUAGGUCCUUUGUUAUUGCUUUGUUUGGAGUCAUCCUGACCGCGGCUGCUAUUUUUGUGUACACUUACCGCUGGUUUUAUCAAUACUUGACUAGUUCAUUGAAAGGGGACUUGGCAAACAUUUCCCAGGUGAGAUUUUCCGUGAGUUAAUUACGGUAUCGAUGGUUAAGGGAUAAAUAGCUAUAUUUUCAAAGCUAUCUUGAAGUACCGCACCGCAAAUAAUUGGUGCCAGUCGCUAUAAGGACUUCUGGUCGCACAAGAGCUCUUCAACUGUAUAGGCUAACUUCCUUCUAUGCCUCGCCCAAAUCUCUUUGUAGUUGUAGAAAAAAAAAUUAAAUUAGUAGUAUUUCUGCCAUUAAACUUUGUAUUGAAAUAACGCGCUAAAAAUAAAAAAAUUGACACGAACAGGGGAGGGUAGCCGCGGCGUUUUCAGUUAAUGUUUUCUUAGGGAACAUUGUAUCAGACGAACUUUGGUUCUCUGGAGAACCCGUUUUCAUAACAGUUUGACUCUAAGGUGAACGAAAUUUUGUAGAUGUUAACUAGUUCUACAGACUGUGAACAGAAUGACAAUGUACAUAUUGUAAUUGGUUCUUAGAUAUAAACUUUUGAUUAUGUAACAAUGCAGAAAUCUCUUAAGGCCAUAAAAAACACGAAUGGAACUUUUUAAUUUUUAAACACAUUAACGAACCUCUCCAAACUACGUCAUCAUUUUCCAAUUGUGAAGCUGGGAGAGAAAGUUAGCUUUAUAUUCGACUGGCCAUCGCUCGCUGAUGUUCGAAAACAAAAGCGUUUUAAUGCGUUUAGAAGGGAAGGUAAUACGGUAUUUCAUUCUUGUCUAGACCGCGCAUUCCGAAAAUGUUUUCUUUGCGUGAGGCUGUUUUCUAAAGGAAAGAUGUUUCCAAUUUUAGAUAGUUCAAUGCUUUUCUUUAGUUCAGCUGUCAAGAAAUUGGAGAGCGACCAGUUCAGUUGAAAAUACGGAACUCUCAAAACUUUCCGAUCAAAAAAAUGAGAGGGAAGUCGAAAUUGGCGUGUUAUCGUGUCCAUUUGCCAUCAUUUAGUAUUUGGAUUUCCGUUUCCUUUACAUGCGCAUCCCGCGCACAUGACGUCGGAUUACUUUACAGAAAAGGCGAGAACAUUCUAUCUUGUCCGCAUUGUAAAGAUGGUUAGAAUUAUUUGUAAAAGCUGCAACUUACUAACUGGCAAAAUUGAAAAUUUCAGCGGUAGAUAUUUAAACACGUGCAGAAUUAUUCACGUAAAAAAAAAGAUUAUCUUCCGCGUUGCAAAACUCAUGCGCAUCGUCUACCGUGAAGAAAUGGCCGACGAACAUUGUAUCGCUGUACAAUAUAUCAAUUUUCUAUUUCAAAUCAAUCCAACAUUUGUCACGCGUCAUGCUAAAUGAUUCACGUGUCCGAUGCGUCGGUGAAAAAAAAAAGCGUUUGAAUCUUUGUUUAUUUCAAGGAAACUCGUGGAUUGAUCAAAACCUUUGGGAAAAAACGUGACGAACUAAAUAUAGAUGAACUCACAAGAACUUGGUUCAUUUCAUCAAUAUUCACAGGAACGAAGUAGUGACUUCUCCAUAUAGACAGGGGGAUGGCUAGGAAAGCAAAGCUCUGUAUUCUCUCCGAAGAUGUAUGUUGGAUGUAGUUUGCUAUGAUUUCGAGCACACCAGCGGCGAUAGUAUGUAUACAAUGCUUGAAAAAACGUGCUCAUCUGAAAAUAAUCCCUCAUAAUUGACCUUUGAAAACAGCUUGAUUUUAUAUCAUGUAAAGGAGUGAAGACUACAUGAUCACUCUUUGAUCUGUGUCACGUAUGAUUGUCGAUGUUGGUGUACUAUAGUGUGCGGCCUCCUUAAAAAUUACUGCUUAACCGCUUUCCGAUAAGAAUGGUUACCGUACACAUCUGACCAUUAGUUUAAUAUUGGACGUAGGUUUUUUUUUCUGUUUAACAAAUUUCAAAUAUUGUUGUUUCCACCUGUAACACGCCAUCUAACUUAAUUCAUUAGCUCAGCUUUAAAGAAUGUUGUGCGGUUUCUAAUCUGUCAACUUACAUCUGUUUAUUUUAUCGAUUGCAGUAUUACCUUUGCAAGGCAAAGUGUAAUUUUUUGGUGGCGGAGUUCGACAGCUCGAUCAUUGGAUUUAUUGCAAUCGAUCAACAAUCUGAAACAAUAGCCUCGGUACGGAGAAUGUCUGUCGACACUUGUUUCCUAGGUAGAAGAAAAUUCAUCGCUACAAGACUUUUCCAAGAGGCGUUCAAAUUCUGCCAGGAAUGUGGGUACUCAGAGAUGGUCGUGGAAUUUCCUGGAACUCAAAAAACAAAGAGCUAUGGAUUACGUCGGUGCGACACAUAACCGACAAGUCAAGACAUCUCUGUUCCGCGAGAGGGUUGAAUUUCACGCUCGGCCCAGGCUCCCUGACAAACACCUCCGUACCUUUUCUUCUCAUCAUCACGUGACGUCAUAGCGUCAGUAUUUGGAUUAACCGGAAGUGGCUAGUUUUUAUGACAUCAUCCGCUUGAGGCCAAGGGGAAGUCUGCACGAAAGGUCACCCUACCUUUUAUGAUGCUGGAGUCAAUCGUUUAUUUCAACGAAUAUCUGUGAGCAGAACUACAAAGACAGUCGUGGAUAUAUACAUUUAUACAUCUGUAUCCCACGAGGUCAGUUGUUUACCAGUUCAUAACCUAAUCAAACAGCUCAAGAUCUUGAAAGUUACUCCAAUCAGCGCGUAUCUCAACCCAAUCCACAGCCCUAUCGGCCAUAACCUCCUACAUGGAUGUCAGUGCUGCCCAUUGGACAAUCUUUGUCAGGUAGUUGUCUCCCAAACAAAGGGAACUUCGUCGAAGCGCAUUGGCUGAGGAACAAUACUAUAAAUGUGAAAACUAAAUGGAAGAGGAAAAAACAUUUGAAGUCAAUCUCACCCAAACUCUAUCAAACUUGACAUUCUUUAAAUUUAGCUCUUUGACCUCUGACUAGCAUCUAAUUUCUCCUUACAAGUCACCCCCGAAUCACACAUGAAAGUCGUGAGAAUAAAGGAAAUGAUCACCCAGAAAAGAAAGCUCUUGAUUGUUAAACGAAAUUCUCCUUAUCAGCACCUUAGGAAAUGUCUAGAGAACAGUAUGGAGAAUAUGCAUACUGACGUUAGGGUUGGAAGGCUUACAAAGAACGAUGAAAUAGUUAACUGUAUUUCAGAUGAAUUAAAAUUAGAGUUUAAUAUCCUUAGUUGACCUAACGGUGUAAAUUAAAUGUAAAAAAUUCAUUUCUUCCUUUAUUCAGAUCUAUAAAGGCAAACUCUAUAAGUAAGGACAUAGAUUAUUAUUAAAAUAAUAGACACAAAAAUGACAAGACGGGAAACGAUAGAGGAUAACCUCUUAAAAAAAUAUUACCUAUCAAGAAAUGAUAUAGGUGUGUACAAGGAAAAACGUAAUACAAAAUAAAAGUAUGAAAAUGCUCUUUUGAACGCAAGAUAGUUUUGAUUGAAAUUUACAUAACAACUGCCACCUUAAUCUCUUACCCAGAUACUACCCUGUUUUUUUUUUAAGUAUGCUUUUCAAAACAGAGAGAAAGAAAACGAAGUCCAAAUUUCAUAUGUAUUUUGAUGAGGCUUGAUAUCCUCUUGAUCCUGGGUUACACUCUUGCUAUGAUAAAACACAGCUAAUUACUGUGCUUCAUUCCAGACUAGAACUGGUGAAAAAUAUGGUAGAUUGAACCUUGAAAAUAUUUAAUCCUAAAGAUCAAGCAAGUCAUCACUCUGGUAGUGUUCCCCUCAGAAAAAAAAACUCAAAAUAUGCUGAUUUUGCUAGCAGCGCUGCUUUUAUAAAAAGUGCAACGAUUAUGUCCAUUUUUCCAUAAUACGCCAAAAAUUAAGCACGAUCAUUAAGGGCCUCGUGCCGACUGCCACGCUAAGAAAAAGGGAGCAGCUUUUGUCCAGGGUUUCUCUCAGGACGAAAAACGUAUGGAGGAAUUCAACGUAGUGAUGUUCCAUCUACAUGUUAAUACUAACCUUCUUAAAAUCCAAUUAGAGAAACAGUUAAUUCCCUCCAAGCAUACUUAACGUGGUCAGACUCUUAACACAGCAGUCAAAUGAAUGCACACUGAUGUGAACUAUGAUAGAUAAUUUGUUAUUGCAAGCAUGAAGAAUCAAAGUAAAACGUAGUUUUCCGCAGUUUCUAAGGAAAAUUCGAAUUUUCGUAGGCCAAGACUUAUACACAUUGUUGUUCUGGCCUUUACCCACUGAGUUAGUUUACACUCUCGUACUCUUUUUUACACUUUGCACAGCGGCAUGAUGAAGUCGCCCGUAAACUUGGCCGCGCUGGCUAUAGUUAUUUUUUGUUGUGUUCAUGGUGGAGUUGCCGGUAAACACCGAGGGAAAUGUUAAAGAAAAGGAUGAAGCAGAGCCCCACAACUAUUUGUGACGAUCACAGGUCUGUGUUUAUAGCGGACGGUAGACUGUGUGGCGAGGGUUGAAGAAAGGUUUUAUCAUUUUCCUUUAUCACCGAAACGAAGCGUCCUCGUUAAAAACAGUUGGGAUAUCUGACAAACAAAAUAAAGCCAAGAUUUAUUUUUUCUUCAAAAUCCUUUUUUCAUUUGCCUUGCGCAUUGGAAUCGUUAGGAAUUUAAUCUUCUUUUCCUUACUUUACGCUUGACGCGCGUUUGGAAAUCCCACUUAUUGGUUUCAAACUCUCGUGCAUACGCAGUAUUUGACCGCUGUGUUCAGACUCUGUGGUAAAACAUCGCUGAGUGGAUCGGUACCGUAAAAUCACAAGGUCUGAGGUUCGAAUCUUCCUGAGAAACUCUGACUCUCUCUAUUACCCACGCCUUGACAAGAGUUAUGAAGUCUUUCGUUAGUUAUAAAACAAAAAAAAUUCAACUUCUCAGCUCGAGCUCUUCUUUUUUGUCUACUAAACCUAAUUCCCAGACUCCUCUCUCUUUUGAAAACGCAACCGUCCCUGCUCCUCUAGCAGCAAGAGGUUGGUACUAAAAAACCAUCAGGCGUUGCGCGACGCCAUAUUACCCCCAGCAUCGUUAAGCUCUUUCUCUUCUUCCCUCGUGUUCAAAAUGAAAAUCCGCGGAGAGGUAAUAACGAGUUAAUUUUGCCGGCUAAGCAUCCUGCAUAGCGAUUAAAUUAAACUCCUGACUUUAAGAUUAAACUCUAUUUAUUCUAAAGAAUGUACAAUUAUUCAUUUUCAGGCGAAGUAGUUAGUUUUAGAGGCGUUUGAUCGCCAAAAAUUUGAGGGAAAUAUUCUGUCUGUAAAUCGCGACACGUUUCAAUCCUAAAUAUUUUCUAGCUUCUCUUUCAUUUAACUGUUAAGUCCUCGCGGAUGAUCGAAAAUCUUGAUUUGAGCUAAUCAACUGCUUCAACUUCGUGGAACUAAGUACAGAAGCACUGUGUUCUAGAAACUUUUCAAAAUUUUAUAUCUUCUGUCAUUUCUUCUAUCUCAUCACAGUUAAAGGAAUUUGAGAUCAUCGGCAGGCGCCUGCCAUCGGAGAAGAACUCCUCUCCCCCCCUCUAUAAAAUGAGGAUAUUUGCUCCUGACGAUGUUGUCGCCAAAUCUAAAUACUGGUACUUUGUUGCUAAAUUGAAGAAAAUCAAGAAGUCUCAUGGCGAGGUUGUGUCCUGCAGAGAGGUAUUUGUACUCCUUAACUCUAUACUUAGUUGGAUGUUCAUGUGUGUUACUGCUCUAGCCUUUCCACUCUAAGAAGUCUCUGUUUUAAUCAGCAAAAGUGUAUAUUUUUAAUAUGAUGGUGAGCUGAAUUAUAAACUUUUUUUGAUUGGCUCUUAUGAUAUAUUGGUGGACAGAUACACAGAUGAUGUCAACAUUUGCAACUUUUUGCUCCUUUAAUAUAUAAAACAAAUAUUUUCCAUGUUGUCAUAGGUCUUUUUAGUAAUAGAUGACAGAUAGACAUCAAAAUGUGGUGAGAACAUCACUGACACACUUGGCUGCUUCUUGUUUACCAUUUUUUUGUCUUUACCACAUUGAGACAUAAUGUGUGAUAUACUAUUUACUGAACAGAUACAUAACAACAUGGAAUCUACUUGUUAAAUGUUUGAAUUAUACACAGAAAUAAUUAUUUCAUAAUAUAGGGGGUAAAUUUCUGAAUAAACUGUGGUGCUGCAUUGGUGGGAGAGUAUAACAGAACAUAAUUUAGUAUGAUCAACUGUAUUGCUAAUGUAAAUUGGCCACUGUGAAGAGUUUCAAAGCUGAUGUUUUGAGCAUUUGACAUUUCUGAUGUUCCUUCACUCUGAUGAAGGCUAAUGCUUGAAAUGUCAGCUUAGAAACUAUUUACCGUGGCCAAUUUACGUUAGCAACUCAGUUGAUGAUACUUAAUUUAAGCUUGAAAUUUCAGCCUAGAAACUUUUUACCAUGGCCAAUUUACAUUAUCAACUCAGUUGAUUAUACUGAAUUACCCUGUUAUUUCAGAAUUUGUUUUUCUUCCUUACUGAAUGACAGUAUCAUCUUUUAGUAUAUAGUUUAGCAAAAUAGUCAUUAUUCCUGUCUGUUUCUAACAUGAACUCUACUGUUUACCAGUUGCUUAACACUCCCAGAAGUGAAUGGUUCAUGUUUUCUCCAGACAAUAUAAAUAGAUGAUCAUGUGGAAAGGUGACAAUGGGAAAUUAUAGUAUUAUCUGGGAAACAUCAUUUGAUUUAGAGCAAAUUUCUCUGAGCCUAAAAAAAUACAAAAUGAAAGGCACAUAUCUAGGUUGUCCAAGGGUUAAUGAAUUAAUGGGGUAAGUUGCUUAAGAAACAGUAGUGCUGCAUCAGUGGGGGGUAUUAUAAGGUAAUUUGGGUUUUUCAACUGAGUUGGUAAUGUAGAAUGGCUGCUGUAAAGAGUUUAUAAGGCUGACAUUUUGCAUGUUAGCCCUUCAUUACAGUGAAUAGAAGAAUCAAAGAUUGUGUGUGAUUUAUAUACAGAAAGAUGAAGUUAUGCUACUGGAUGGUAACAUGAAAGCAAAAGUUUAAAUAAGUUGAAAGAAAUGCCUUUGUUGAUACUGUGGGGACUAAGACUGCUGGUUAGAAAGAUGAAUUUAUUCUAGAGUUUUGUGGCUUUCCGAGUUGCUUGGAUGUAUGGAAAGCCCAUAGACUAGUAAGGGUGUUAAUAGGGUUAAGUUUCAGUUGAUGAAUCAUAACUUUGUUCCUUUAUUUGAACAGAUUUUUGAGAAAAAACCUCUGAGGAUCAAGAAUUUUGGUGUUUGGCUGCGUUAUGACUCCCGUAGUGGAACUCACAACAUGUACAGGGAGUACCGUGACUUGACAGUGGCUAGUGCAGUUACUUCUUGCUGUGAGUGUGAAAUUUGUUGUUGUAAAAUCAAAUGUUGCGGGGAAAUAAAAAGUGGCUGAGGCUGCUGAAAUUUAGCUGGAGGAUUUUAAGUAUCCAUUGGACAAUUCUUGAAUCUCUAACAAGUAAUGACCUUUCUCUAUCAUUACUUUUCUGUAGUGAAAAUUUCCAGCUCUAUGAAGUUUUCUUGAUAAAUUACACACUAAGUGAACCUUGAUGAUGUAAAUGAACCUUGAUGAUGAAUUUUGAGCUUGGGGAUUUUCAAGUGAAUGAUGAUGUUGUUCAGUGACUGACAAAGUAUGAAUGUCAAAGUAUCAAUGGGAAGGUUGUAGGUUAAACUCUUAUUUGGAGCACUCAGAGUUCUUUUUCUCCAAGUAUACAUGUACCUGUGUCCUUGAGUGAGUAACAUCAUCUUUCAUGUAAGUUAACUUUUAACAUAAAGCUGAUUAAUUAAGGCAACCUGACUAUCAGUAAUGCUCCAAAAAAUAUAUUGUGAAACUCAUUAAACCAUGAACACUUUGAUUUGGUUUGGAGAGGUCAAUUGUCUACUGAAUUAUCACUAACAAAUUUAGGACACCCAUAAUAAUAACCUUUACUUACUAUAGUAAAAUAAUACCGAACCUAUUUAAAUGCAGAUCGAGACAUGGCUGCCCGUCAUCGUGCACGCGGAUCAAGCAUUCAGAUCAUGAAAGUUGAUGUAAUCCCAGCCAGCAAGUGCCGAAGACCACAUAUGAAGCAGUUGCAUGUAAGUGUCUGAUUAGAUGUCACUAGAAUGUAGUUGUGUUCUCCAGGAGUACUGGUAGCUGGUGUUUCUGCUUUGUUUGUGAAGCACAUACCAGGGCGUGAAAUUGCGCCUAAUACAGGCGCCAAUGCGACUAAAUUUUUCACUUUGGUGACCAAAUCCUGAAAGUUAGUCGCCAAAUUGGUGACUAGAAUGUUUCAUCAUAACCUUACCAAGAGAUAUAGUGAAUUAAAAAGAUUUGCAAAGAUAAAUCUGCGGCAAACUUCCUCGUUAAGUUUGUUUCCAAAACGUAGCACAUGGAUCUCGAUAUAUAACUAGACACCAUCUUGGUUUUAGAUGAGCUUUAACGUUGUAUAUCAUCCAUCCUAUUGUCCACUUUGUAGCAAGUUAAAGAUCUUUUCCCUAACUUAAUUUUGGAGGGUCUAUCUAGAAUGCUGACAGUGUAAAGAAAUAUUUUGUUUGUCUUUGAAAAUGGCGACCAACUUUUUUUGAAUUGGCUACCACUUUGAAAAAUUUAGGAGCCAAGUGGCUAUCAGAAAAAAAAAUUAAUUUCAUGCCCUGCAUACUAGUCUUGAGCUGAAAUAAAUUUUAACUUUUGCAAGUUGGGUUUUUCUUAUGGUUUUCUACAAGAAAAUAUCCAGAGAACACUGAAGUUAUUGAUAUCGUGUCAGAAGAAAUUUCUGGUGAGGAGAAAUUGUAACAACUAAUUUUACCAUGGAACUUUUUUGCUCAUGUUUUGUGCCUUUACAAGAUCUCAGACCAAGCAGGUUUUGUAUGGGACAUGGAAAAUGCAGGAAGUCAUAUCAGUGUGAAUGGAGAUUAUAAAAGAUCAUAAAAAUGAUUAUUUUAAAAGCAUCAAAGCAAGAAACACUUUGAUGGAAUGCUUAUGUUGACAUCAUUAUGAAAGCAACUGCUUGAUUGUAUAGCAAAUCAGUCAUGAAAACAUCAAGAAAGUCUAUUCAGAGGUUUUGGAAAGUCAGAAAAUUGUUUGAAUGUGUUUGUUUGAAAUCUGGUUUCUCCUCUAUUUGUCUUUCAUUUUGCCUCAAGUAUUGCUAUUUUUUUAAAAUUUAUAUAUUAUUAUUUUUAUAUUUUCUUUUUUUUUCAGAACUCCAAGAUCAAGUUUCCUCUGCCUCAUCGUAUCAUCAAGUCUCACUACAAGUCCAAGUUUGUGGCUAAGCGACCCAACACAUUCUAUUGA
Molecule: messenger RNA, 9589 nt
Organism: Pocillopora meandrina
Lineage: Eukaryota; Metazoa; Cnidaria; Anthozoa; Scleractinia; Pocilloporidae
Source: the annotation of a GenBank genome assembly